Molecule: messenger RNA, 1986 nt
Organism: Salvia miltiorrhiza (redroot sage)
Lineage: Eukaryota; Viridiplantae; Streptophyta; Magnoliopsida; Lamiales; Lamiaceae
Product: calcium-dependent protein kinase 11-like
Exons: 7
Coding region: 235-1746 (503 amino acids)
Biological process (GO): intracellular signal transduction; protein autophosphorylation; peptidyl-serine phosphorylation
Cellular component (GO): nucleus; cytoplasm
Molecular function (GO): calcium-dependent protein serine/threonine kinase activity; calmodulin binding; ATP binding
Source: RefSeq, a predicted model, not a curated record
AUUCAUAUUCAUUCCAAAAAGCGAAAAAAAAGUAAGUCCCAAUCGGCAAAAUAAAAAAACACAUUUUCCAAAAGGCAAAAAACUGUAGUGAACUAUGCGCAACCACAAACCCCGCCAAAUACCGUUAGCCAAAAACCAAAAGUUAGUUAGUUUCCUUAAGAAAAAAUAAUAAACAAAAGAAAAACCUUUUUCCAUCAAAAACCAAAUUAGUUUGUUCCUUUGAAAUCAAGGAAGAUGAAGAAACGAUCGACGGGAUCAACAUCAAAGGUGUCGGCAACGAUCCUCCCGUACCAAACACCGCGGCUGCGCGACCACUACAGCCUGGGGCGCAAGCUCGGGCAGGGGCAGUUCGGCACGACGUACCACUGCAUAGAGAAGGCGACGGGGCUGGAAUUCGCGUGCAAGUCCAUCCCGAAGCGCAAGCUCCUCUGCAAAGAAGAUUGCGAUGAUGUGUGGCGGGAGAUCCAGAUCAUGCACCACCUCUCCGAGUACCCCAGCGUGGUCCGGAUCAAGGGCACCUACGAGGACAACAUGUUCGUGCACCUCGUCAUGGAGCUCUGCAAGGGCGGCGAGCUCUUCGACCGCAUCGUCCAGAAGGGCCACUACAGCGAGAGGAAGGCCGCCCAGCUCAUGAAGACCAUCGUCGGUGUCGUCGAGGCCUGCCACUCCCUCGGUGUCAUGCAUCGUGAUCUCAAGCCCGAGAAUUUCCUCUUCGAUACGCCCGAUGAGGAUGCCAAGCUCAAGGCCACCGAUUUCGGCUUGUCUGUUUUCUAUAAGCCAGGGCAAUAUCUUUCCGACGUUGUGGGAAGUCCUUACUACGUUGCGCCCGAAGUUCUGCACAAAUACUAUGGGCCGGAAAUCGACGUAUGGAGUGCCGGUGUGAUUCUCUACAUAUUGCUAUGUGGUGUUCCUCCAUUUUGGGCAGAAACUGAUAACGGGAUCUUCAGACAAAUCUUAAAAGGCAAGAUAGAUUUCGUGUCGGAACCAUGGCCCCACAUUUCAGACAGCGCCAAAGAUCUUGUGAAAAAGAUGCUUGAAAGAGAUCCUAAACAAAGAAUAUCUGCUCACGAAGUCCUAUGCCAUCCAUGGAUCGUGGACGACACGGUCGCUCCUGACAAGCCUCUCGGAUCCGCUGUCUUGUCGCGGUUGAAGCAGUUCUCGGCCAUGAACAAGCUCAAGAAGAUGGCUCUUCGUGUUAUAGCGGAAAGGCUGUCGGAAGAAGAGAUCGGCGGGUUGAGACAGUUAUUCAGCAUGCUGGACGCAGAUAACAGUGGGACAAUAACGUUUGAGGAACUCAAACAAGGUCUCAAAAAAGUCGGCUCCGAACUAAUGGAAUCGGAGAUCCUCUCACUAAUGAACGCGGCUGAUAUCGACAACAAUGGGACUAUAGACUACGGUGAGUUCCUAGCAGCAACAUUGCACAUUAACAAAAUGGAAAGAGAGGAAAAUCUUCUUGCUGCUUUCUCUUUCUUCGACAAAGAUGGGAGUGGCUACAUCACCACUGAUGAGCUCCAACAAGCUUGCAAAGAUUUUGGCCUUGGAGACGAUCAGAUAGACGAGAUCAUUAAAGAAAUCGACAUAGACAACGAUGGUCGCAUUGACUACGGCGAAUUCGCAACGAUGAUGAGGAAAGGCAAUGGUGGUGGAAUUAGUUCAAGAACCAUGAGAGGAAAUCUUAACUUUAGCUUGGCGGAUGCUCUCCAAGGCAAACAAGAUAGCAGCAAGGACGAGGAGGACGACGAGUAAAAUUAUGACUAUCUUUUCACCUUUUUUUUUGUAUAUGUUUCUGACAAAUGUAAUCUUGGGCUUUUUAUUUUUAUGGUACAAACAUUUCCUAGUUGAGCUGUAAACAGAAAAGUCACUGCUUACUUCUCCUGCUCUUAGUAAUUUGUAGUAGUUUUCUUUUUGAUUCUUUUUGAGAAGAGUAAUAUAAUUUGUAGUAACAAGAUGCAUCAUUUCCUUUUCACAGCCUCCAAAUGUUCAUCU